AUGACACUAUCUGAAGUCCUGCAGGAUAAACCACAAUUGCUGAAAGAGGCGUUUUCCCGCUGUACCACAGCUGAACAGGAUGAAGGGAGCAAAAAGGAUGGGUUCUGUAGACAUGGUGGAAUCCCACUCUCCACCAAGCUGUGCUAUGCAGUCGGGGGUGUUCCAUACCAGGCCGCCAGCGCCGCUAUGGCUUUCUCCUUCCAGAUCUUUCUGCUAGAUGUGGUGCAGAUGGAGGCGUUUUUCGUCUCUCUGAUCCUGUUCAUAAGUCGGGUGUGGGAUGCUAUCACUGACCCACUCGUGGGGUACCUGGUGAGCAAGAGCAAGUGGACCCCUGUGGGCAAGCUCCAACCUUGGUCAGUCCUGUCCAUGCCCCUGGUGGUGCUCUCCUACAUCCUUCUCUGGUUCGUGCCUCGCACUGCACAGAGCUCCUCCGUUAGUGUGCCCUGGUACCUCACCAUCAGCUGCCUGUUCCAGACCUUCCUGAGUUGCUACCAUGUCCCCUAUACGGCUCUUAACAUGUUCCUGGGAGGAAGCGAGAGAGACAGAGAUUCAGCUACAGCCUGCAGGAUGAGUGCGGAGGUGUUGGCGAUGCUGUUCGCUGCUGUGGCACAGGGGCAGGUGUUGAGAGUGUACAAUGUGGAGAGAGAGCACUCCUGCCCAGGCCUGCAUAGACAGGCAUUCAUGACCUCAGCUCUGGUUUUGGGGGCUGGCUUCUUUCUGUGCUGCAUGAUACUCUUUCUGGGUGUGAAAGAGCAGAAGGCAGGCACCCGGCCAGUGGGGCGUGGCUCAUAUCUGACUGAUCUAAAGAUGCUGAUUACCCAUGUCUCAUAUCAGCGCCUGGUCCUCGGCUUCCUCUUCUCCUCUCUCGCUUUCCAGAUGUCUUUAGGGAACUUUGCUUUGUUCUGCAUCCAUGUCGCAGGAUUGGGGUCUCAGCUCCAGUACCUCAUUUUGGCUAUAUUGGUAGCUGCUGCAGUCUCAGUGCCUGUGUGGCAAAUGAGCCUGGUGAGGCUGGGGAAGAAGAGAACGCUUUUUAUUGGCCUACCACUCAUUGUCCCUGCUCUGAUAGUCUUAGUCUCUGUGUCAGACAACUUCCCAGUGUACCUGAUCAUGUGUGUUCUGGUUGGGGCCAGUGUAGCUACACUAUUCCUGUUACCAUGGUCCAUGCUGCCAGAUGUGGUGGAUGAGUUUGCGAUUCAGAACCCCUGUCACAGGGAUCUGGAACCUCUGUUUUUCUCUUGCUCCUGCUUCUGCAACAAGCUCGGAGGAGGGCUGUCUGCCGGCAUCUCAACCAUGACACUUCACCUGACAGGUUAUAAAAUAGGAGCCUGUGGCCACAGUGAAGGCGUGGUCCUGGCCUUGCACAUGCUUCUAGCCCUCAUACCAAUUGUUCUAUUGCUGGUGGGUCUGAUCUUCUUCUACCUGUACCCCAUUGAUGAAACACGUCGGCAACAGAUCCAACAAGAACUGCGACAAACAAGAUCCCGGACUGAAAUGGUCCUGAGUACCGAAGAGGAUACAGGGUCACAGCAGAGAAACCAGCAACAAUGUCCCAACAAGGGUGUCUUCCUGUCAAAGACCAGCAGGAUGUCUUCUGUAAAGGCAAAAAAGUCCUCCAACUUGAAUUCUCUGACUUCUCUUCAGACAUACUGUGAUGCAACCACAGACCCCUUCAGUCCUAAGUCUAGUAGGCCAGAAUGCACCUUGAAGCCAGAGUUUUAUAAACACAGAAUUAGCUCCAAAAGCAGCAGACCUUCAUCUCAACUUAGUCGUCAGCCAUCAUGGAACUAUUAUGAGACACAUGCUCAAAGGGCUAAAGUUACAUGGGUGUAA
Messenger RNA from Electrophorus electricus (electric eel), 1830 nucleotides. The record is from RefSeq and is a predicted model, not a curated record. Lineage: Eukaryota; Metazoa; Chordata; Actinopteri; Gymnotiformes; Gymnotidae.